UCCCCUCUGCCGUUGCUGCCCUGUAGAAGCAGCCCGCUUUCCAGCUGGCACACGUUGAGAACCCCCCCUCCGGGACCGCCAGCUUCUUUUGACCCCAGGGAGGAGGUGGUGGUGGUGGCACCAUGUCCGAGGAGACGCUUUUGACCAUGGACGAGGGGACGCUCCGGAAACUGCUGGAGGCCACGCUGGACCUGGCCGAGCGGCGGCGGAUCCGGUCCGCCAUCCGGGAACUCCGGCGGCAGGAGCUGGAACGGGACGAAGAGGCCACGCUGGCCUCCAAGCGCUUCCGGACCGAGAGGCAGGAGAACAAGGAGAACUUGCUGAGGUCCCGGCGGCUGGAGGAGGAGGAGGAGCAGCAGCAGAAGGCCCUGGGUCUCCUCUCCGGGAAGCUUGAGGCGAUCCAGGAUGUGGAGGAGCUGACGGCCUUGCUGCGAGGGGCCAGUGAAUAUGAGGAGCGGAAGCUGAUCCGAGCCGCCAUCCGCAAACUGCGGGAUGAAGAAAUUAAAGCUGCAAGCUUGGCUGGGAAAACGUAUGACCAUCGGAGGGACACCAAGGAGACCCUUGACUCGAAGGGACAGGAAGAAAAGUCCGUAGACAGAAGUGUCUCCGAGGUACAGGAGCGAGCGGAGAGAGAGCUCAUCCGGGCCCAGAUCCGGGAGCUGCGCAGCCAACAACACAGUGACACGAAGCCGCCAGAUGUUCUGGAUUCCUCUUUGGGGACUUUUCUCCUUCUGGAUCCGGCUCCUAACCGGCCUCUCUCCGAGUCCUCCUCAGCCCCAGAGAGUGGUCCGGAUCCUGAUUCGAGCACCGAAGGCCCCGAGGCCAGCUCCCGCGACAGCGAUUCUGGGCCCGAAUCCCAGCCCCCUUUGAAGGAGGAGAGCGUCAGCGGCCAGUCGGCGCCGGAGGACGGGGAAGCGUUGAGACCCCUUGAAGGGGGAUCCGCUGGCGAGACCAUGCAGGAGAAGCUGGAGUUUUCCAAUGGGGGGCAAGGGGUCUCCUCGGAAGGGGAGGCCCCUUCAAGGCUCUCAGUCCAGGAGAGCAGUGAGAAAGAGGACGUCCCUCACGUCCCGGCCAAGGAAGCAGGGGCGACGACCAGCGAAGGAGGAGACGCGUGUGUGUCAGCUCCGUUGCCCUCCGUUGACCCCGAGCGCCCAGCCUCGUCGGACGCCCCCUGUGCGGGCACAGCAUCACCCACGCCGCGUCCAAAAGUCAACGCAGAUGCCCGACGUGACCAGCCCUUCCAGAGAACCGGCUCCUCCAUCUGGGAGCGUGCGCGCAAGUUCAGCGCGGAGCCCCCCAGCCCUGCGGGCACCGCCGUGCCUGCUCCCCAAAAGGCGGAGAGCGCCAGCAGAGGGGCCCGGAUCCUGCAGCAGCCGCAGCACCUCCAGCGACCGGCGGACUCACCCGUUCAGGCCCCCGGGGGCGGCGCUGGGCGGGCCUUCCAGGAUGGCACCAAGCAGCGGGCAGGGAGCGCGUUCGGAGCUGUCGGGGAACCCUCCGGGCGGCUCACAGGCUCUCCGGCAAAGGCGGGGAUGACGGCACAGCCCCCGGCUCCAGCCAGCCCUAAAGAGGUGGGCGGUCUCCGGGGGCGGGGCCAGGACAGCCAAUGGCGGGGUGGCAAGCUGACCCCGGCUCGCCAGCUGGUUGAAAACACCAAGGAGAGCUCCUCCGUCCGCUCAGAAGAGCCCGAUGCCCAGCGGAGCACCUCCUCUCGCACCCCUCUGCCAUCCCGGGCACGCAGCCCCGACGCCGACCCCAACGACGCCAUGAAGACCCUGCUCACCAUCGAAAUCAAGGAUGGGCGAAACCAGCCCGUCCGGAGCCACAUCGUGGGCAUGCCCGGGAAUCAGCGGGCAGAGCUCACCCUCGGGCUGAGGAGUGCCCCCGUCCAGAUCACCACCACCAGCACCGGCAGCCUGAAUCAGAUGGAGGCUGAGCUGCCGGAACAGCCCAAGGCAGCCGAGGUGAUGUCAAAUUACACAGAGAAGGAGAAGGCCCAGGAGGUUCACCGGCGAGGCCGGCUGAGCGCUGAGGAGUUGAGCAAAAUUGAGGAAGAGGAGGUGCUGGAUAAAAUGCUCGACCAGACCACAGACUUUGAGGAGCGGCGGUUGAUCCGGGCGGCCAUGCGGGAACUGCGCCAGAGAAAACGAGACCAGCGGGAGAAAGAGCGCAGCCAGCGGCUGCAAGAGGCCAAGACCAAAGCGGCCAGCCACACCACCGAGACCACCGCCCGCCAGAAGGCCACGUCGGCCGACGGAUCAGCCGUCAGCACGGUCACCAAGACCCAGCGCCUGGUUCAGUCCAAUGACGGCAGCAAGACGUCCCGCACGAUGAUGAUGGAGGCCAGCUACGUGAAGAGAUCGGAAAACGGCAGCACCUUCGUCCAGACCAAAUCAUCCUAUACUUCCUCUUCCUCGAAGAAAGUGGGCAGCAUCUUCGAGCGAGAGGACGAGAGCCCCGGGCGGGCGGGCAGCUUGGCCGCCCUGGAGCGGCGCCAGGCCGAGAAGAAGAAGGAGCUGAUGAAGGCUCAGAGCCUCCCCAAGACGACCACCUCGCAGGCCCGCAAGGCGAUGAUCGAGAAGAUGGAGAAGGAGGGCGGGAGCCCGGCCAACCCGGCGAUGUCACGGGUCGCCGUCCAGCGGUCCGCGAGCUUUGGGGUCCCAAAUGCGAACAGCAUCAAGCAAAUGCUGCUGGAUUGGUGCCGCGCCAAAACCCGGGGUUACGAGCACGUGGACAUCCAGAACUUCUCCUCCAGCUGGAGCGACGGGAUGGCGUUCUGCGCCCUCGUUCACAACUUCUUCCCCGACGCCUUUGACUACGCACAACUUUCCCCCCAGGAUCGACGGCAUAACUUCGAGCUGGCCUUUUCGGCGGCCGAGUACUGCCCCCAGUUGCUGGACGUGGAGGAUAUGGUCCGGAUGAAGGAGCCGGAUUGGAAGUGCGUGUACACUUAUAUCCAGGAGUUCUACCGCUGCUUGGUCCAGAAAGGGCUGGUUAAAACCAAAAAGUCCUAGCCUCCCCUCUCUGUGGAGCUACGGAUGCUCGUGGACUGCGUGCCGCUGGUGGACGUGGAAGACAUGAUGAUCAUGGGGAAGCGUCCGGAUGCCAAGUGCGUCUUCACCU
This is a messenger RNA of Pogona vitticeps (central bearded dragon), 3123 nucleotides long. NCBI's taxonomy places the organism in Eukaryota, Metazoa, Chordata, Lepidosauria, Squamata, Agamidae. The record is from RefSeq and is a predicted model, not a curated record.